GCCCAGAUGGGUUAAGAGACACUUCAUGAGUCCGCGACACCUCAUACACGCGUCCACUUAUCAUUCAAGCACAAAUAGUGGUCUCAAAGCUUAGUAUCAGCCAUGCUGAAAGACAUGGAGAAGAACACCUCACUGCUCCACGGACAUGCGCACACGUGUCGUAUCGAUCAGCUGUACCAACCGUUUGAUAGGGGUGGCGGGCAGAAGGUGGGGCAGAAAGUCAAUGGGCAUUCUUUGAGGGAAAAUGCCACACUGAACCAACACCGUCAUCCAUCCAGGCCACAAAUCACAUCCAUGCGCAGCCUAAUAUAUAUUGCACCUUGCAGGAGGGAUAAAUGCCGCAGCAAUAGUCAUCAGAACGCUGGUCCGGGGUGCCAAAGGCCCUGAUCCACACUGCACGGACAGACGCAGAGACACAGCAAACAAACACACACAUACCGGUCCGUGCAGAGACACACCCGAAGAAAGACACGGACAUGUUGUUGCAUUCAAUCUUUGGGGCUGUUUGUCUGUGUCUUGACACGUACGUGCGUACCGGUAUGUUGCCUCCAUUCCGUACUCGUCCAGAUAAGUCCCCUCCCCGUGCUGCAAAUCAUUCUCCCACUCACCGUCAUAGAAGCGCUGCCGACCGAGCUUCCUUAUGACGGCAGGUGACCCUCUGAACUUGCCGGCAGGUCCUUCACCGACUCUACCGCUGCUGUACAUGAACUUGCCCCUCCCGUGGCGUAGGCCAUUCCGAAAUUGGCCUUCGUAGAAACCCUCCCCUGAAAGACAGAGGGACAGACAGACAAGACAGGGGAGUGUUUUAGGUCGCAUGAUUUCGAGUUGAGUUCUUGUGCGUGUACUCAUUGAGAGUUGUCCUUGCCCAUCAGGGAGGUCGUCUUUCCAUUCUCCUCUGUACACCAGCUCGUCGCCCUUCACCAACUUACCUUGCCCACAAAAAACAUAUAGGUAGGUAGGUAGGUAUGUGUGUAUGGAAGAGUAUGUAUCCCAGCUACUUCAAGGUGAGCGAGUACCUGAGGGCCCAUCGCGCUUGCCGUCGAGCAGCGGUCCGGUGUAGGCGUAUCCGUCACCGCAGUCCAGCUUCUCGACAUGCGCCACCCCCGGCGCGGCAGCAGCAUUUUCUGUCCCCCUGUACCUCUCCAUGAUGGCUGUGAUUUGCGGCAUCCUCGCCGCUUUCUCCAUGGGCGUCCAUCCCUGUUAAUUUUGUGGUACCAGGCCGUUCAGCCAUUGAUGCACAGUGUGCACAUCUGUGUGGGAUUACGCUGUUGUUUUUGACGUCAAGCAGCGAUGAGCCGCCCAACUCCAGCCUGAGUCAGAAGAGGAGCCCAAGAAGGAGUGACCAUGAGAAUGAAUGUAUUCGUCUGUGUCUCUCACAGCUGCGCCACAGUCUUGGAGUGGCGCUUUGAUGUGGCAUAGUGCAGUGGCGUGUCGCCAGUCUGUGUUUUCAAUGCGCAGCAAGAGACAAUCCAGCUGUGAGGAAUAUUCAUUCUGGGUGUCGCUCACCUUGCUCCUCUGUGUGAGCAUCUCUUGUCCCCCUUUGACAUAAAUAGCCUUCAGCACAUCGACAUGGCCCCAAUCGGCGGCCCAGUGCAUCACCGUCCGUCCGUCCUGCAUUUCGUUCCGCAUCACCACAUAGCUGCACGCAGAGAUAGACUGUUUCGUUCCGCUGGUACUUACCGAGCCUGUUUGCUGCAGAAUUGCCGGCCCAUAUCGGUCGAUCAUGACCGACAUCAUCUCAACAUGGCCGUCACGCGCAGCCUCCAGAAAGGGGGUCACCUGCAGGUGAGAAUUCACACACGCCAGGUUGAGUCAGACAUACAGCCUCAAAAUCUGCGCCUUGAAGUUGACACACACACGUCGAUUUGCACACCCCGUAUUCCCCAUGUCGACUGUCGAGUAUCUCUUUGCCAUCCCUGUCGAUUAGUGCUGCCACCGACUGCACGUCGACGGCCCGAACUGCCUCCCAGAUGCCAUCCUGCACACAGCCAUCACGUGGACGGUCACAUCCGGGGCACAUCUGGGGCAUGCAUUUGCUCAUGUGUAGUACGUGCUUGAUCUGUGACGAAGGGGCAGCCAUAAGGAUAAC
This is a messenger RNA of Vitrella brassicaformis, 2089 nucleotides long. NCBI's taxonomy places the organism in Eukaryota, Vitrellaceae. The record is from the annotation of a GenBank genome assembly.